Torulaspora delbrueckii is the source of this 1266-nucleotide messenger RNA. It is a transcript of the gene NUP49, whose product is annotated as FG-nucleoporin NUP49. Gene Ontology annotation, molecular function: structural constituent of nuclear pore. Gene Ontology annotation, cellular component: nuclear pore. Lineage: Eukaryota; Fungi; Ascomycota; Saccharomycetes; Saccharomycetales; Saccharomycetaceae. The transcript has a single exon. The record is from RefSeq and is a predicted model, not a curated record. Gene Ontology annotation, biological process: nucleocytoplasmic transport. Bases 1 to 1266 code for a protein of 421 amino acids.
AUGUUUAGUUUCAAUAAGGCUUCGUCUGCAGGUGCUGGGACACCCAGUUCCACAGGUUUGUUUGGACAGAAACCGACCAAUACAGGUGGUACUGGAUUCAGUUUUGGUCAAAACACGGGAACGACUAGUACCAAUGCCGGUAGUGGUACUGGAUUCUCGUUUGGAGGAAGUCAAAAUGCGAAUGAGAAUAAGGGCGGAUUGUUUGGUAGUAAACCGGCGGGCACAGACACAGGAACAGGACUUUCGUUUGGCCAACAACAACCGCAACAAACUAGUACAAAUACCGGUCUGUUUGGGAACAGCGGUACUAAUACCAAUACUGGUGGUCUGUUUGGAAGUGGAAACACCGGUACAGGGACAACCGGGGGCGGAUUGUUCGGCUCCAAGCCAUCUGGAAAUACUGCUACUUCUUCUUUAUUUGGUCAAAACAAUACUACAACGAACCAGGGAGGCCUCUUCGGUAAUUCAGGUACCAGCGGAGGGCUUUUUGGCUCUAAACCAGCUGGUAGCUCAUUGUUCGGAAACACCAGUGCCGCGGGGCCAGCUGUGGGAGGUUCGCUGUUUGGGUCCCAGCAACCAGUACAGCAACAGUCCGCAUUGCAGUCUAUUGGGCAGUUAGGUAUAACGCCUAUGACCAAGAUAAUUGAUCUCCCACCUCAGUUACGUCAGGAGAUUGAACAGUUGGAUCAGUACAUACAAAGGCAGGUACAAAUCUCUCAACAUUUAAAAGCUGACACAUCAGAACACAAAGAGCUAAUCGAUUCCAUCCCGCGUGAUAUCGCCUACCUGCUCAAGACCGAAUCUCUGGCAAGCCAGUCACUGACGGAAGACCUCAAGAAGAUUUCCUCCAUAAAAGAGAUCACAGAUCAAAGUAUAGCCGAUACACAAACUUUUUCGAUGAUAUUACAACAAUUACUCACGCCUGGCAGCAAGAUCUCAUCGAUAGAGCUCGACAAGUUCUUCCAUCACAGAAUUCAACUGUAUCAAGAUAAACUAGAUGACUACUUCCGCGUCCUAUCUGAUAUUGAGAGCGCUGUUAAUGGCAUUGACACUGAUGUACUCGGUGCCCAUCCAAACUCUAGUUGGCUCACUAAAGGAGAUGAGUCAUCUGAAUAUCUCGAUAUUUUCGCCAUCAAGACAGGAAUAAAUGCGGUGGUUUCCACCGUGAUCGAAGAAUUCAGCCUCUUCAUGGACACAGCCGAGAGGGUCGCACAGAUACACCAAAGAGUGAAAGAACUCACCGCAGAGAAUUAUAUAAGGAGCUAA